AUGCCAGAAUCUACUCAACAAUCUCAUAUUUCUUUGGAUCAUGAAAAGAUGCAGCAACCUCCAGCUGGUUUCACUGAACGUUCCACUUCCAAACCAAACUUACCAGAUUUCGACACUUACAAGAAAUUGUACCAACAAUCUGUAGAAAAUCCAAAUGAAUUUUUCACCGAACAAGCAAAGAAGAAUUUAGACUGGUUCAAACCAUUUGAUUUGGCUAGAUUCCCUGUCGAUCCAAAAGAUGAUUUCAAGAAUGGUGAUUUGCCAGCUUGGUUUAUCAAUGGUCAAUUGAAUGCUUCAUACAAUGCUAUUGAUAGAUGGGCUAUCAAGAACCCAGAUAAGCCAGCUAUUAUUUACGAAGGUGAUGAACCAGAUCAAGGUAGAAUCAUUUCUUAUGGUGAAUUAUUGAAAGAAGUCAGUAAAUUGGCUCAAACUUUGACUAAAUUGGGUGUUAAAAAAGGUGAUUCUGUCGCUGUUUACUUACCAAUGAUUCCUGAAGCUAUUGUCACUUUAUUGGCCAUUGUCAGAAUUGGUGCUGUCCAUUCUGUUGUCUUUGCUGGUUUCUCUUCUGCCUCUUUAAGAGACAGAAUUUUAGAUGCUGACUCUAGAAUUGUCAUCACUGCUGAUGAAUCCAAGAGAGGUGGUAAAACUAUCGAAACCAAGAAGAUUGUUGAUGAUGCUUUGAAGGAAUGUCCAAAAGUCAGAAAUGUCAUUGUUUUCAAAAGAACUGGUAACUCACAUGUUCCAUUUUCUCCUGGUAGAGAUUUAUGGUGGCACGAAGAAUUGGCCAAAUACGGUCCAUACUUCCCACCAGUCCCAGUUAACUCUGAAGAUCCAUUGUUCUUGUUGUAUACUUCUGGUUCUACUGGUAAGCCAAAGGGUGUUCAACAUAAUACUGCUGGUUACUUGUUGGGUGCCGUUUUAACCACCAAAUACACCUUUGAUGUCCAUGAAGAUGAUGUCUUGUUCACUGCUGGUGAUGUUGGUUGGAUUACUGGUCACACUUAUUGUGUUUACGGUCCAUUGUUGUGUGGUGCCACUACUGUUGUCUUUGAAGGUACUCCAGCUUAUCCAAACUUCUCCAGAUACUGGGAAAUUGUUGACAAAUAUAAGGUUAACCAAUUCUAUGUUGCACCAACUGCUUUAAGAUUAUUGAAGAGAGCUGGUACCAAGUAUGUUGAAAAAUACGACUUGUCCUCCAUUAGAGUCUUGGGUUCUGUUGGUGAACCAAUUGCUGCUGAAGUUUGGCACUGGUAUAAUGACAAUAUUGGUAGAGGUAAAGCUCAUAUUGUCGAUACUUAUUGGCAAACUGAAUCUGGUUCUCAUUUGUUGACUCCAUUGGCUGGUGUCACUCCAACCAAGCCAGGUUCUGCUUCCUUGCCAUUCUUUGGUGUUGUUCCAAAGAUCUUAGAUCCAACUACUGGUCAAGAAUUAGAAGGUAACGAUGUUGAAGGUGUCCUUGCUAUUAAAUCUGCUUGGCCAUCUAUUACUAGAGGUAUUUACAAUGAUUACAAUAGAUUUAUUGAAACUUAUUUGGCUCCAUACCACGACCACUAUUUCUCAGGUGAUGGUGCUGCUAGAGAUAACGAUGGUUUCUACUGGAUCUUGGGUAGAGUUGAUGAUGUUGUCAAUGUUUCUGGACACAGAUUAUCAACUGCCGAAAUCGAAGCUGCUUUGAUUGAACAUCCAUUGGUUGCAGAAUCUGCUGUUGUCGGAUAUGCCGAUGACUUGACUGGUCAAGCCGUUGCUGCUUAUGUUUCCUUGAAGAAAGAUAAGGUUAAUGAUGAUUUGGAAGCUGUCAAGAAGGAAUUGAUUUUAACUGUCAGAAAAGAAAUUGGUCCAUUUGCUGCUCCUAAAUUGAUUUUGUUGGUUGAUGACUUGCCAAAGACCAGAUCUGGUAAGAUUAUGAGAAGAAUCUUGAGAAAAGUUUUGGCUGGUGAAGAAGAUCAAUUGGGUGAUAUUUCCACAUUAUCUAAUCCAGGUGUUGUUCAACAAAUCAUUGAAGUUGUCCAUGCUUCAAAGAAAUAA
This is a messenger RNA of Candida tropicalis MYA-3404, 2025 nucleotides long. It is a transcript of the gene ACS1, whose product is annotated as acetate--CoA ligase 1. The transcript has a single exon. Gene Ontology annotation, molecular function: AMP binding; acetyl-CoA synthetase activity. The record is from RefSeq and is a predicted model, not a curated record. NCBI's taxonomy places the organism in Eukaryota, Fungi, Ascomycota, Pichiomycetes, Serinales, Debaryomycetaceae. Gene Ontology annotation, cellular component: cytosol. The coding region runs from base 1 to 2025 and encodes 674 amino acids.